AAGACAAAAAAAAAGAGCUUAGACUUUGCCUCCAAGCAUCUUGUUGUUUUUCUAAUAGAUAAAUGAAGGAAUGGCUAAUUAAAUAUCCAAACUAUGCUGAACACCUGCUGCUAACAUUAGUCAAAAAAGUUGUGCCAAUUUAUGAACAUCCAUCACUUCUCCUAGAUAAUAGUAAAAGUGCAAAGUUGCUAAGACAUAACACAACAGGCCAAAGUGAAUAUGGAAGAUUAAUCAAAUGUUAUUUAAUAGCACUCUUAAUGAUACCUUUAAACUGCACAUUACAGUUGAAAAUGAUAGCUCAAAACCCUUAGAGGCAGAAAAACUAAAAUUUAAAAUAAUGUAUUCAUCUUAAAGAUGGAAAAAUAUGGAAUUGAAUAUGGAAGAAUAGCCUCACAUAGACCUGAAUUUUAUAGUUUUUGUGGCUGAAUCCACACACACACACAAACACACACACACACACACACACAGCCCAGGGACCUCCUACAUCCGCAAAAAUCACAUAAAGGGUUUCACACGCCCACAUUAUUUACCACUGCAUGACAGGAAGCUGCAGAGCAUCUCUGACGUUUUCUCUACUCAACCUGGCAGUGAACCUGCAGUGGAUAGACUAAGAAACUUUAAAUAUUAAAUGUGAAGUGGGGGCUUUUGUGGAAGGCCUGCAUGUCAGUUUAUGUCUGGUGGGGAAAAGGGAAGAUAGGAAAACUGAGACACAAAGAAAGUGCAGGAAAAAAGAAGAUCAAGGGAAAACGCUACCCAAGGCACAACUAUGUGGACGGCAAACAUGACGACAGUGGUGACGAGUUGCCUGGCACUUUUGCUGACAAUGUUUGGGGUGAACAUGACAGCUGCCUCAGCACCAGACACUAAUGCAGGAGAUGAGGCCACCAUUGGCAAACAAAGUCUGCUUUCCUCCAACCAUCUGAGUUUUGGGGUCACAGAGAUUCUGUUCAACAUUUCCAGCAGCACUGAAUACCUGAGAGUGCAACACACCCAGGUCACAGUGAUCAGACAGAGCGUCCUCUCCCAUCUGCAGCUGCUCACCACACUCAUCAUAUUGGAGAACAACAGGCUGGAGACCAUUGGCCCAUUUGCUUUCGCCAACUUCCCUAAGCUAUCUGAAAUCAUCAUCUCAGGAAAUGUUGCACUUGAAGAUAUUGGAGCCUUUGCUUUCUCCAAUCUGCCCGAGCUCACUGAUAUAAUCAUAACUAAGUCCAGAAAUCUGCGUUGCAUCCAUCCAGAUGCAUUCAGGAACCUGAUAAAACUUAAGUAUCUGUCCAUCUCCAACACAGGGCUCAACAGUUUUCCAGACUUCACCAAGAUCUACUCCACAGCCUCGGGCUUUCUUUUUGACCUGCAUGAUAACAGCCACAUAAUGAGAAUUCCAGCCAAUGCCUUCAGAGGCCUCUGCACUCAAACUAUCAGGGAGAUACUGCUCACCAGAAAUGGCAUCAAGGAGGUGGCGAGUGACGCCUUCAACGGUACAAAGAUACACAGAUUAUACCUAAGGGGUAACAAACAGCUUACUCACAUCCAUCCCAAAGCCUUUGUGGGUUCCAGUGGGUUGACAGAACUAUCCAGGUGGAACUCACUGUGCUCACACCCCAAGGCUCGGGAUGACGUUCAUUUCUACAGAGACCACUGCUCCAACUCCACGUCCAUCACCUGCAGUCCUUUGCCAGAUGAAUUUAACCCCUGUGAGGAUAUCAUGUCUGCCACCUUCUUACAAAUUCUAAUCUGGGUCAUCUCUGUUCUCACACUGUUGGGAAACGGAGUGGUGCUGCUUGUAUUGUUAGGCAGCCGUGCCAAACUGACGGUUCCUCGUUUCCUCAUGUGCCACUUGGCCUUUGCUGACCUCUGCAUGGGUGUCUACCUAGUGGUCAUUGCAACUGUGGACGUGCUCACCCGAGGUCGCUACUACGACUAUGCCAUAGACUGGCAGAGAGGCCUGGGCUGUAGCGCUGCAGGAUUCUUCACAGUGUUUGCCAGUGAGUUGUCAGUGUUCACCCUUACGGCUAUCACCCUGGAGCGCUGGCACACCAUCACGUAUGCUCUGCGGCUGGACCGCAAAAUCCGUCUGAGACACGCGUGUAUCAUAAUGGCAGCGGGCUGGACCUUCUCCUUGAUAACUGCCUUUCUGCCAACAGUUGGUGUUAGCAGCUACAGCAAGGUGAGUAUCUGUCUUCCCAUGGACGUGGAGUCUGUGGAGUCUCAGGUUUACGUCGUGUCUCUGCUCCUCCUCAACAUCCUGGCCUUCUUCGUCGUGUGCAGCUGUUACCUCAGCAUCUAUCUGACUGUCCACAAUCCGUUAUCAAUGCCAGCCCACGCUGACACACGCGUGGCCAAGCGCAUGGCCAUCCUCAUCUUCACCGACUUCAUCUGCAUGGCUCCCAUCUCUUUUUUCGCCAUCUCAGCCGCCCUCAAGCUGCCUCUCAUCACUGUCUCGGAAUCCAAGCUCCUGCUAGUUCUCUUCUACCCAAUAAACUCGUGCUCAAACCCCUUCCUGUAUGCCUUUUUUACCCGCACCUUCAGGCAGGACUUCUUUAUCCUCUCGGCCCGAUUCGGCAUGUUCAAGACACGAGCGCAGAUCUACAGGACCGAGAGUUCUUCCUGUCAGCAGCCGGCAUGGAUCUCUCCAAAGAGCAGUCAUGUGGUGCUGUACUCCUUGGCCAAUGCAUUAAGCUUAGAUGCAAAAUAAGAAAGCUGACUGUUAUCCAGCAGGAGGGCGGUGGCUGGACACCUCGUGAUGCUGCAUAACAUUUAACUUGUUCUGAAAUCUUGGAUGAUGUCAUAUCUUAUUAGAUGUUUCUAUCUAUCAUAACUCUCUCAACAAUAUCCUGGUAUACUUCAAUGUUUUUAAGCCAAGCAUCACCAUCACAUCCCUGUGUGUUGACAUGAGGACGGCAAGUCAUGGCACAUCUAAGGGAGACUGCUUUUUAUUAGUAAUCCAAGCAUUAACAGAACAACUAAAGUAACCUCUGCCAAAAUAUAGGUCCAAAUUACUGCCCCAGAAAAAAGACUUGAUGUCUCCUUUACUAGUGAUGUAAUUGAGGUGGAGUUUACCUUGCUCACAAUUAACUAAACACUUGAGCAUAUAGAUCUCAUACUCAAAGGAAGGAAACGAAGGUAUUUAUGUGAAGUAAAUCAAUUUAACAUCAACAGUGAAUAAUGCUAAUCAUACAGUGCACAGGAGGAUUAUAGAAGUACUGAGGAAUAAUGGCAUAGAAAACAUCUGCUGUAUCUUAUGCCACACAUCUGGGUGUUUUACCAAUUAGUUUACCUGUAUAUCACAAAACAUAUUUAAUUAUUUCAUGUCAUGUCUAGAAUGUCUUGAAAAUGGCUAUUAGUAUUUCUAUCAAUGUGUUUUGUUUGAAAAUGGUCCAAUGUUUUAUUACGUCUUAUGAUAAAGUUGUUUAUUAUUA
Cynoglossus semilaevis (tongue sole) is the source of this 3419-nucleotide messenger RNA. It is a transcript of the gene fshr, whose product is annotated as follicle stimulating hormone receptor. The transcript is spliced from 13 exons. Gene Ontology annotation, cellular component: plasma membrane. Gene Ontology annotation, molecular function: G protein-coupled peptide receptor activity; follicle-stimulating hormone receptor activity; thyroid-stimulating hormone receptor activity. The coding region runs from base 767 to 2695 and encodes 642 amino acids. Gene Ontology annotation, biological process: hormone-mediated signaling pathway; follicle-stimulating hormone signaling pathway; activation of adenylate cyclase activity. NCBI's taxonomy places the organism in Eukaryota, Metazoa, Chordata, Actinopteri, Pleuronectiformes, Cynoglossidae. The record is from RefSeq and is a predicted model, not a curated record.